AUGACGAGAGAAAAGUCUAUGUUACAAGACCUAACUUUGAUCAAAGGAGGCACAAUAGCUUUUGGAGGAAAGCAGAAAGGCCAAAUCAUUGGACACAAUACAGUUGGUAAUGGAACAUCACCUUCCAUUAAAGAUGUUUUGUUUGUUAAAGCUUUUGAAAAGGGAAAACAAACUAAGAACUCUUUUACCCCAAAGAACUUACUCUCUACCUCCAAACCCCUUGAGCUUUUGCAUAUGGAUCUCUUUGGACAAAGGAAAACAACCUUAGUAAGUGGAAAGAUAACCUUGGCAAGUUUAAUUCGUGCUCACAAAAGUGUACCUUCCUUGGACACUCUGAAAGAUCCAAAGCUUAUUGAGUGUUCAAUAGGGAAACUCAAAUGGUGA
Messenger RNA from Cicer arietinum (chickpea), 384 nucleotides. Lineage: Eukaryota; Viridiplantae; Streptophyta; Magnoliopsida; Fabales; Fabaceae. The record is from RefSeq and is a predicted model, not a curated record.